This is a messenger RNA of Physcomitrium patens, 2238 nucleotides long. The record is from RefSeq and is a predicted model, not a curated record. NCBI's taxonomy places the organism in Eukaryota, Viridiplantae, Streptophyta, Bryopsida, Funariales, Funariaceae.
CUUGUGCACAUUUUCACCCUACUACACACAUGUCGUACAAUUGCCUCGUCUUGAGCUCAUCGGUUAAGUUGAAGGGGGGGGAAUUGUGCAGCAGCAACAACAGCAGCGGUCGGGAAGAGAGCUCGCUCGGGCUUUCAUCCUGUCUGACGUGCAGCUGACGAGGCCCUCGUGAGCGUUUAUCCGCUGCUGAAAGCCCUCUCGUUCAGUGCGCAGUUUGUCAGUGGUCAUGGCUUUGCCCUUGGCUAAGAUUCCGCUGCGUAUGUAGAUGUGAUUUGUGUGAAGUUGUUGACACAUUCUUGUGCGUUCUGGUGCUGAAAUCAGGUAGUGUUUAUGCUCCUCGGCGAUCGUGUAAUUACGAGAUUGUGCCGAAUUUCACCCCGCUCUGCAAUGCGCUUGAUUUGCUUCUAGAAAGCGUGCAAUUGUAAAGAAUCACUGAGUAUUUCUGCGGAGUUUGAACCCUCAGGGUUUGUUCCUGCGCCUCCGUUUGUUGGGGCUAGAAAAGAUUUUGGCUAUGGCUUCUUCGAUGAAGUCCUUCGUGGACGUGGCGCCGGGCUCCCAAUUCCCUAUUCAGAAUUUACCCUUCGGAGUGUUCCGGCCAAGUUCUGGCGCAACUCCACGCCCUGGAGUUGCUAUUGGUGACUCUGUUGUGGAUCUGUCUGUACUUUCCGAUGCUGGUUUGUUCAGUGGCCCUCUGUUAUCUAACUCCACCUGUUUCUCUCAGACUUCUUUGAACGCGUUCAUGGCGCUAGGGAGACCAGCAUGGAAAGAGGCAAGAGUAACCUUACAGAAGCUACUGUCCGCUGAUGAACCCACGUUGAGGGACAACGAUGAGUUACGUUCCAAGGCGAUUAUUCCUAUGAGUAAAGUGAAAAUGGAGAUGCCGGCAGUGAUUGGCGACUACACCGAUUUUUUCUCGUCCAAGGAGCAUGCUACCAAUACGGGCACCAUCUUUCGGAGCAAAGAACUCGCGCUUCCUGCUAACUGGUUACAUGUACCUAUUGGUUAUCACGGCCGAGCGUCCUCCGUGGUGAUAUCAGGGACAGAUAUUAGACGGCCCAGAGGUCAAACCGCUCCGCCAGACGGGAAAAAGAGUCCUGAAUUCAAACCCUCAGCUGUUCUCGACUUCGAGCUUGAAAUGGCUGUUUUCGCUGGACCAGGAAACGAACUUGGGACAACUGUGAGCGUAGAUGACGCUCCUAAUCACAUAUUUGGUUUUGUUAUAAUGAACGACUGGAGUGCACGAGAUAUACAAAAGUGGGAAUAUGUGCCAUUGGGACCAUUCCUUGGAAAGAGCUUUGGAACAACAAUCUCGCCAUGGAUUGUAACACUGGAGGCGCUCGAGCCGUUUAUUUGUGAUGCACCUGUACAGGAUCCACCCGCACUCCCGUAUCUGACAGAGAAGAAACGUUUCACUUAUGACAUCCCACUCCAGGUGGCAAUUAGUCCCGAGGGUGAAUCAAAAGCUUCUGUUAUUUGCAAUAGCAACUUCAAAUAUUUGUACUGGACAGUAUGCCAACAGCUUGCUCAUCACACUAGCAACGGCUGCAAUCUAAAUCCUGGGGACUUGUUGGCAUCAGGAACUAUUAGCGGACCGGAUUCUGGAAGCAUGGGUUCUUUAUUGGAGCAGUCUUGGGCAGGCUCCAAGGAGAUCAAGCUAGAGCAUGGUGGUAUCCGGAAAUUCUUGAAAGAUGGCGACAAAGUGAUCAUGACAGCUGUUUGUCAGGGUGACGGAUUCUGCGUGGGCUUUGGAGAGUGUAGCGGUAAAAUUUUGCCUGCUUUACCGAUGUAAGAGUCACGUGCUUUGCAAGGUCAUUGAAUAUAUGAGUCGCAUGUGGGUCCGUAGGUAGAGAUAGUACUCAACUCUACCUUGUUUCGGGGGGCAUACUCAUCUGAAUAACACCCCUUAUAGUGCUUCUGAUCUUUGGGGAUCCUGUAUAUCAUUCGAGUACAAGUUUCGACAGCCAAAAAAUUCUUUCUAGAUUGAAAGUCUUGACGCACCAAAUCUACGAACAAGGAUACCUCGUCUGCAUGUUGAAGCAAAUAGAGCAGAUUGUCAAAUGUUAGUGGAUAUGAAUGCACCUCUUUGUGCGGCAUCUUGAUGUCGUUUAUCAUGGGAAAAUAGCAUAUGCAUGCCUUGAGAUGGGUAACUUACAAGAGGUGCAGAGGCUAUCGUUCUUCUGUGUGCUGACCAAACAAUCACAGUGUCUAAUAGAGCAACAGGUUAGAUUCAAGAUUUUA